Messenger RNA from Medicago truncatula (barrel medic), 4388 nucleotides. Its product is annotated as putative disease resistance protein At3g14460. NCBI's taxonomy places the organism in Eukaryota, Viridiplantae, Streptophyta, Magnoliopsida, Fabales, Fabaceae. The record is from RefSeq and is a predicted model, not a curated record. Bases 113 to 3898 code for a protein of 1261 amino acids. The transcript is spliced from 3 exons. Gene Ontology annotation, molecular function: ADP binding; protein binding.
AAUUUUCAUAUAAAUAAAAGAGAGAACAUAUUUUUUUGUUAUACAUAAUAAACUUGCAAAUUGUUGGUUGUGAUUUCUGAAUCUAUUCUUCUUGCAAACUAAGCAUCUAAUAAUGGAUUCUAUUAAGGGAGAAAAACACAUCUCAAGUUCUGUGCAGUUGUUGUUAAACAAGCUUUACGACUUCGUCAACAACUUCCCGAGCACUAAGCUUGACGUUUCACUCUUGGAAGAAAUCAAUACAACACUGCAUACAAUUCAGAUUCAGCUUGUAAUUAACGAUGAUGACGAUGAUGUUAAGGAUAUGCUGGGAUAUGCUGUCUUUGAAGUUGAUAAUUUGUUUGACAAAAUCAACACCGAAGCGUUGUGCCGUGAAGUGCAAGCUCAGUAUCAAGCCCUAACUCCUACCUCUCAGGUGCUCAAAAAUAUUUCUUAUCUUUUCAAACGGGUGAAUGUAUUGAUUACUAAGGUGCAGAGACUUUUUCCUUCUCGUUUCAAACGGUAUGAUAGCGUGAUUACUUCUAAAUUGCAAACAUUAAUCGAAAGAUUUGAAUCUUUAUUGAGUUCAAGAAAUGGACAAAAAGGUGUUCGUAUUGGAAAUCCUUCUCCAUGUUGUUCUGCUGUGGUUGAUAAAACUUCUAUUUAUGGAAGAGACAAUGAUAUAAACAAACUUAAACAUCUUUUAUUGUAUAAUGACAGUGAUGAUAGUAAAACAAGAACUAUUUCCAUUGUGGGUAUGGCAGGGAUUGGUAAAACAGCCCUUGCAAAUUUCCUUUACAAUGAUCCAGAUGUUAAGGACAAAUUUGGAGUGCGAGGGUGGGCACGUGUCCCAGCAAAUUUUGUUGUUAUCAGGGUUUUGGAAACCAUUCUUGAAUCUAUCACUUCACAAACAUUCAGUAAUCUUUACCUGGAUUCUCAGCUUCUUAAAUGCAAUAAUACAGAAAGAGAUGACACUAGUGACGUUUACCUGAAUCUUCUAUUAGCGACAUUGCAACAAAUUCUAAACACUAACAUCUUUUUGCUUGUAUUGGAUGAUGUGCGGGAUGCAAAAUUUGUUGGUUGGUUGUAUCUGAUGAACAUCUUAAAUGUCGGAGAAACAGGAAGCAGGAUCAUCAUCACAUCACAAGACGAAAGAGUUGCACCACCACCAUCCAUGCAAACCUUUCAUUCGGUCCACUAUUUGAGACCUCUGGAGAGUGAAGAUUGCUGGUCUUUAGUUGCCAGACAUGCAUUUAGAGCUUGGAACAACCAGCAACAGUCUGAUCUAGAAGAAAUUGGUAGAGAAAUUGCAAAAAAAUGUUACGGAAUACCAUUAGCUGCAAUAUCACUUGGGGAUUUUCUUCACUUAGAUUUGUCCCCAAGUUACUGGAAUUAUGCGCUAGAAAGUGACAUUUGGGAAUUGGUAGAUUAUGAUGUGCACCGUGCUCUACAAUUGAUCUACAGUUAUCUAUCGACUCCUUUAAAACGGUGCUUUGCAUUUUGUUCAAUUUUCCCAAAGAAGUCCAUCUUAAAAAAAAUUGUGGUAGUUCAGUUGUGGAUUGCAGAAGGCUUAUUAGAAUCGUUCGCAGACCAGGAAAAAGUCGCAGAAGAAUACUUUGAUGAACUAGUGUCAAGGUCUUUGAUACAUCAACAAUCAAUUGGUGAUGGGGAAGCAAACUUUGAAAUGCAUGACCUCGUUCAUGAUUUAGCUACAAAGGUUUCAUCUUCAUAUUGUAUCAGGUUGGACGAACAGAACCUACUUGAGAGGAUACAUAAUAUAUCAUACAAUAGAGGGCCAUACGACUCAUUUAGUAAAUUUGAUAAAUUGUAUGGAGUAAAAGGCAUACGUACCUUUCUAGCAUUACCAAUACAGAAACAACUGCCUUUUUGUUUGUUAUCGAACAAGGUCGUACAUGGCUUGCUGCCAACAAUGAAACAGUUACGCAUGCUGUCUUUGUCAAACUACAAGAGUAUCACUGAGGUUCCCAAAACAAUUGGAAAUUUGUUACACCUGCGCUACUUGAAUCUUUCUCAUACUAAGAUUGAAAGGUUGCCUUCUGAAACAUGCAAGCUUUACAAUCUGCAGUUCUUGCUGUUGUCAGGCUGUAAAAGGUUCACUGAAUUGCCACAGGACAUUGGAAAAUUGGUCAAUCUACGUCACCUUGACGUUAGUGACACUGCACUGAGUGAGAUGCCCGUACAAAUAGCCAAACUAGAAAAUCUCCACACUUUGUCUGACUUCGUUAUCAGCAAACAUAAUGGUGGAUUGAAGGUUGCAGAGCUAGGAAAAUUUCCUCAUCUACAUGGAAAACUUUACAUCUCGCAACUACAAAAUGUUAAUGACCCCUCUGAAGCUUUUCAAGCCAAUUUGAAUACGAAAGAACGAAUACACGAGUUAGCUUUAGAAUGGGAUUGUGGUAGUACUUUUUUAGAUUCACAAGCUCAUAGUGCUGUACUUAAACAUUUGCAACCUUCAACAAAUUUGAAAAGUCUCACCAUCAAAGGCUAUGGUGGAACCAGCUUUCCAAAUUGGUUGGGUGAUAAUGUAUUUGGAAACAUGUUGUAUUUAAGAAUCUCAAAUUGUGUCAAUUGUCUAUGGCUUCCAUCCCUUGGACAAUUGGGUAAUUUGAAAGAACUCGUUAUUGAUUCGUUGCUUUCCAUAAAGAGUGUUGGUACAGAGUUUUAUGGAAAUGAUGGUCAUCCUUCAUUUCAACCAUUUCCCUCAUUGGAGACUCUACACUUUGAGGAUAUGCCAGAGUGGGAGGAGUGGAGCAUGGUUGAAGGUACCACUACGCAGUUUCCUAGUCUAAAAAGUUUGUUACUAAGUAAGUGCCCGAAACUGAGAGGAAAUAUACCUGACAAACUUCCUUCCUGCUUAACUAAACUUGAGUUAAUAGGGUGUCCUCUACUGGUCAAUUCACGAUAUUCAGAUCAUAAUAUCAAUUGCAUAAUCAUGUUUCCAUUGUUGGAUGUAUUCAGCCAAUUGAUGCUUCCUCUCAAUUCUCUUCGACAAUUUACCAUAGACGGUUUUCAAUCUCUAAUGUCUUUCCCUACAGAAGGUCUACCAAAAACCUUGAAAGUUCUCAUAAUCAGCAAUUGCCAGAAUCUAGAGUUCCAUUCUCAUGAAUAUUUGCACAAUUACACAUCGCUUGAGGAAUUGAAAAUAUCUUAUAGCUGUAAUUCAAUGAUAUCAUUUACUUUGGGUGCUCUCCCUAUCCUCAAGAGUCUGUUUAUGGAGGGUUGUAAAAAUCUGAAAUCAAUAUUAGCUGUUGAAGAUGCGUCGCAGAAGAGUCUCUCAUUUCUUAGAAGCAUCAAAAUAUGGGAUUGUAAUGAACUGGAGUCAUUUCCCCCAGGUGGAUUGGCCACUCCAAACCUCAUUUAUAUUGCAUUGUGGAAGUGUCAGAAGCUUCAUUCACUACCUAAACCGGACACUCUAACUGGCCUUCAAGUAAUGGAAAUUGAUAAUCUUCCAAAUCUUCAAUCUUUUGUCAUAAAUGAUUUGCCUACUAGUUUGCGGGAACUGACUAUUGGCUCUGUUGGAGGGUUUUUGUGGAAUACUGAUCCAACUUGGGAACUUCUGAAUUGCCUGGUGGUGUUGCGAAUUAAAGGUGGUGAUACGGUAAACACAUUCAUGGAGCCAUUGCUACCAGCAUCUCUCAUGACACUAUGCAUCUCCGGUCUUGAUGAUACAAGAUUUGAUGGGAAGUGGCUUCAACAUCUUCCUUCUCUUCAAAACCUUGAGAUUGUUAACGCUCCCAAACUCAAGUCGUUGCCAAAAAAAGAAUUGCUUUCCUCUCUUUCAGUACUAAAUGUGACUUGUUGUCCAUUAUUGGAAGGAAGUUUGCGGAAGAAGCGAGGGAAAGAGUGGCAUAAGAUUUCUCACAUUCCCUUCAUAAUUAUCAACGACGAAUUGAUCAAAUAACUUUCUUGUCAAUUAUGUUCUGUGUCACCCCCUGCUUGGCUGGUUCCGCCCAAUCUUGUUGUCAGAAGCCAAAUUCGCAUGCACGACCAACAACCAAGUCCAGUAAAUGUUGUACCGAUGAGGAACGGACGCGCAGAGUUCUCCAAUUGUGUGUGUUUGUUGGUUGUGGUUGAAUUGGAUUGCUUAGGCCAACAGACUUCCAAUUUUUGUGGUCCUCUUCUUCAACACUGGCGACCCGUUCCAGUUAUCCAUCCCUGUCUCAAUUUUAUGUUGAAGAUAUACCAAGGUCUUCAAGUGGGAUUGAUUUCAGCAGUGGAAUCUAAUGUAUAAAAUUCCUCUUUGAUAGGUUUUAACAUUACUCCAUUUACUACGUGCAUGUUCUAAUGCUCGUCUUUCUUUCUUGAGCUUCUCUCUUGUUUGUUAUUUUGCCAUCAAUAUUGUUAGUAAAAUCUCAUAUCAGAAUACAAUAUAACACUAAAUAGUUUUUCAA